GACCCGUCCAUCGACGACUCGUUCCCGCGCAACGUGACGGUCGAGGUGGGCGGCAGCGCCACGUUCGAGUGUCCGGGCAGCUGGGACCUGCUGAUGGACCUCUUCUGGGUGUUCGGCGAGGAGACGUUCACCAUCGGCGGCAUCGCCGACCUGGACCGGCAAAACCAGCGCUCGCUGACGGCGCAACAGGACGGCGGCCGCUACGAUAUCUCGGACCCGCAGCGGCUGAUCAUCAGCAACGUGACGCUCAACGACACCGGCUUCUACACCUGCGUCGCCUACAACACGCUGGGCUACACCCACUCGCACGCGUACCUGACCCGCUGGACGAGGUGCCCGUGCCGGUGCGCUCGCACUUGCGCAACUACGUGAUCCUGAUCGUGGUGCUGGGCCUGCUGGUGGUGAUGGGCGCGCUGGCGGCCGCCCGCUUCUACGGCCGCCUGCGCCUGGAGCGGCGCGAGAAGAAGCGCGCCGUCGAGAAGGCCAACGCCUUCCAAGCCAUGACGAAGAAGGUGCUGAUCGACCACCAGAACAUGCUGGCCAAUGGGACGAUCGUGGCGCCGACGAUCCGCAUCGAGCGCUGCAAGCCCAGCAAGGAGGGCUCGGUAAUGUCCGGGUACGAGCUGCCCGUGGACCCGCUCUGGGAGAUCCCGCGCUGCCGGCUCCAGCUGGGCAAGCAGCUGGGCGAGGGCGCGUUCGGACGGGUCGUGCGCGGCGCACUCGACAACCCGGCCAAGCCCAACGCCUCCAUCGUCGUCGCCGUCAAGAUGCUGAAAGAGGGUCACACUGAUGCCGAGCUGCUGGACCUCGUCUCGGAGAUGGAGGUGAUGAAGAUGAUCGGCCGCCACAUCAACAUCAUCAACCUGGUCGGCACGUCCACUCAAGACGGGCCGCUGCUGGUCAUCGUCGAGUACGCGCCGCACGGGAACCUGCGCACCUACCUGCGCGAGCGACGCCCCACAUCCGGCUACGAGCGCGCCUUCGACCACGAGACGCCCAGCGUGCGCGAACUGACCAGCUUCAGCUACCAGGUGGCCCGCGGCAUGGAGUACUUGGCCUCCAAAAAGUGCAUCCACCGAGACUUGGCCGCGCGCAACAUUCUAGUCGGCGAGAACAAGACACUGAAGAUCGCUGACUUCGGUCUGGCGAGAGACAUCCAGAACAACGAGUACUACCGCAAGGUCACCGACGGCCGGCUGCCGGUCAAGUGGAUGGCCCCUGAGGCGUUGUUCGAGCGACUCUACACCACCCAGUCUGAUGUGUGGUCGUUCGGCAUCCUGCUGUGGGAGAUCAUGACGAUGGGCGGCAUGCCCUACCCCAGCAUACCGAACGUGGAGAAGCUGUUCAGCCUGCUGCGCGAGGGCUACAGGAUGGAGCAGCCACCCGGCUGCCCGCAGAACCUGUACGGCGUGAUGCGCGAGUGCUGGGAGUACUACCCGACUCUGCGGCCGACGUUCACGGAACUGGUGGAGCAGCUCAACACCAUCCUGGCGUCACUGGCACCCCAGGAGUACCUGGACCUGGGCGUGCCGUCGCCCGCCGACUCGGCCGAGUCCAGCCGGGACGUUUCCGUCGACAGUCAGUUCGAACUGUGUAAAAGCACAGCCAUGUAGGCGGCGCCACCAGUCGCCCGCCGCGCGGCGCCACCGGCGCACCUAGUCAGCGGCGGAGAGCCUCCCGCGCGCGAGCAACCUGCGGCCGCCGCGCGGUCAGCUGUUGUGUAAAUAGCGAUCGCGGACCCUCGGUAUGCCAUGUAUUGCUGCGUGUCAGUGGGUGGAGUGCGUGUGCGAAAGAGCGUCGUGUAAGAUACCAUGCGCGUGACUUGCCGUAUACAUAUAGCUGCCAUGUAGCCCUGGUGCCUUGCCUGCGGGCGUUGUCUAUGCAUUUCGUGCCACUUCGGCCCCGGGGAACACGUUCAAAUGGUGGAACUUCGUUUCCCGGUGCGCUAAUGUUACAACUAACCGUGCCAAUAUGCCCGUGAGAUCUUGUGCCAUAUGUUUUAGCGCCGUGUCGGACGUGCGAAGCAUUGUUUUAGUUUCCUCCGGGCAACAUGUUUUGAUGUCUUGAUCCACUGUUAAUACUUGGUAGGCCAGCGUAGGUGCUGCACUGAGAGAUGAGCGUCUGAGGGUGAGCUACUCAGUAUUAUUUAUUUUACGGUGGAGAGUGUUGCCGGUUGGGCGUGCUUGGACGUGCUGACGCCGGAGUUGGUCAGCAGUGGUGUUUGUAAACCGUGUUGCCUUGUCGGCCCAAUACCUCUAGUUUUAGCCAGGAGACGUCGUGCGGCAGACGAAGUGUCAUGAGCUUACCGUUUUCUUUUUUAAAGAGCAAAGUAACGAUUUUGUGUAUGAGAUUGACAGGACAUCUUUGUGUUGGUCGCACCUACAAAGCGUUGGCUAAAUACUCAGGCGCGAACGCAGGCUCGUUGCUAAUAAACUCGCAGACCGAC
Molecule: messenger RNA, 2446 nt
Organism: Pollicipes pollicipes
Lineage: Eukaryota; Metazoa; Arthropoda; Thecostraca; Pollicipedomorpha; Pollicipedidae
Product: fibroblast growth factor receptor 3
Biological process (GO): cell surface receptor protein tyrosine kinase signaling pathway; multicellular organism development; protein phosphorylation
Cellular component (GO): plasma membrane; signaling receptor complex
Molecular function (GO): transmembrane receptor protein tyrosine kinase activity; ATP binding
Source: RefSeq, a predicted model, not a curated record